ACAGAGCUGAGGACAGCAAGGGCGCAGAGGGUGCAGGUGAGAGGAGGAGGGCGCCGCCGCCGCUGCUGCUGCUCUAUCAGCCUCAUACAUGAAGGUGACCCGGCGGCAGCACUCCGGAGCCCGGGGCUAGGAUGAGCCAGCUCUGACUUCUCCCGCCGACAUGCUGAGCACACCUUGAGGGCAGCGACCAGGAGCAGGUCUUGCGGGUGAAGAACUACUCUUUUCUGAUAUACAAUUGUCAAUUUGCCAAACAAGAUGGCAGAAGGUGCCCGUCUGAGAACUAGUGCUGAGAAGAUUCCUGAAGAGCAGGCCCAGGAAUCUGCCUCUGGUUCAAGUGCUGGAGGAGGAGGAGGUGGGGUGGCUCUUAAGAAGAUCGGGCUAGUAAGUGCCUGUGGCAUUAUAGUAGGAAAUAUUAUCGGCUCUGGGAUAUUUGUAUCUCCAAAGGGAGUACUUGAAAAUGCUGGGUCAGUGGGUAUGGCCCUCAUCGUGUGGAUUGUCACUGGAGUAAUCACUGCAGUGGGUGCCCUAUGUUAUGCCGAGCUUGGAGUCACCAUUCCCAAAUCUGGAGGAGACUAUUCAUAUGUUAAGGACAUCUUUGGUGGACUAGCGGGUUUCCUCCGGCUCUGGAUUGCGGUUUUGGUCAUCUAUCCUACAAACCAGGCAGUCAUUGCAUUGACCUUUUCAAACUAUGUACUACAACCUCUCUUCCCAACCUGUUUCGCACCGGAGUCGGGACUCCGUCUGUUGGCAGCGGUCUGUCUAUUGCUGCUCACUUGGGUGAACUGUGCAAGCGUACGAUGGGCCACCCGAGUUCAAGACAUAUUCACAGCUGGGAAGCUGCUUGCAUUGGGACUGAUUAUAAUCAUGGGACUUGUCCAGAUCUGUAAAGGGGAAUAUUUCUGGCUGGAACCAAAGAACGCUUUUGAGAAUUUCCAGGAGCCAGACAUUGGUCUCAUUGCAUUGGCAUUCCUUCAAGGAUCCUUUGCAUACGGUGGCUGGAACUUUCUUAACUACGUCACAGAGGAGCUGGUGAAUCCCUACAAGAAUCUCCCAUGUGCCAUCUUCAUCUCUAUUCCACUUGUCACCUUUGUUUAUGUUUUUGCAAACAUUGCCUAUGUGACAGCUAUGUCCCCUCAGGAGCUACUGGCUUCCAAUGCCGUGGCUGUGACAUUUGGUGAAAAAUUGCUAGGUGUCAUGGCCUGGAUAAUGCCAAUAUCUGUCGCUCUCUCCACAUUUGGAGGAGUCAAUGGAUCUCUCUUUACUUCUUCCAGGUUGUUUUUUGCUGGGGCUAGAGAGGGUCAUCUACCAAGUAUCUUAGCCAUGAUCCACAUCAAACGAUGCACCCCAAUCCCAGCACUUCUCUUCACGUGCCUCUCCACCUUACUCAUGUUGGUGACUAGUGACAUGUAUACUCUGAUCAAUUAUGUUGGCUUCAUCAACUACCUGUUCUACGGUGUUACUGUUGCUGGACAGAUUGUCUUGAGAUGGAAGAAGCCAGACAUCUCUCGACCAAUUAAGGUUAACCUCAUAUUUCCAGUGAUCUACCUCCUCUUCUGGGCUUUUCUGCUUGUCUUCAGUCUGUGGUCGGAACCCAUCGUUUGCGGAAUAGGCCUAGCCAUCAUGUUGACUGGAGUCCCUGUCUACUUCCUUGGGGUCCAUUGGCAAAAUAAGCCCCAAUGCUUCAAUAACUUUGUUGAUGCAAUGACACGUGGAGGCCAGAAGCUAUGUGUGGUGGUUUAUCCUCAGAUGGACAACAAAGAAGAAGAUGUCAGCGAGGAGACAAAAGAGCAGAGAGCUCCAAUAUAUAAGCUGAGGCUGGAGAUGGUGCUCACGACUGAGCUCCUUUACACCUCUGCUGAGCUUUCACUCCAAUCCCACUGCCCCUAAAAAUCCUUGCUGUCAGGACCAUACUGUGCAGCCCUGCAGAGAUAGAUGGAACGUGGUGUAUCUGUGUAUGUGUGCGUGCACCUCAGUGCGCACAUAGACUAUGCUGGUUAUUAUACUUCUUGUCUCCAUUGCCCUCAGGUAAUAGUGGUG
Molecule: messenger RNA, 2037 nt
Organism: Bufo bufo (common toad)
Lineage: Eukaryota; Metazoa; Chordata; Amphibia; Anura; Bufonidae
Product: large neutral amino acids transporter small subunit 2-like
Exons: 2
Coding region: 256-1887 (543 amino acids)
Biological process (GO): amino acid transmembrane transport; neutral amino acid transport
Cellular component (GO): membrane
Molecular function (GO): neutral L-amino acid transmembrane transporter activity; L-amino acid transmembrane transporter activity
Source: RefSeq, a predicted model, not a curated record